This is a messenger RNA of Cinclus cinclus, 2836 nucleotides long. RefSeq lists its product as uncharacterized. Bases 1954 to 2721 code for a protein of 255 amino acids. The transcript is spliced from 9 exons. The record is from RefSeq and is a predicted model, not a curated record. Lineage: Eukaryota; Metazoa; Chordata; Aves; Passeriformes; Cinclidae.
UGCUGCACUAGCUGUCCGGAGGAACAGGACCUGAGCAGUGGACUUCAGCUUAUGAACGGGUUUCUACGGUUGAGCUCUAGGAAUAGUCACAUAGAUCAUCUGCAUGAGGAUUAUGUGAACCUGAAACUUCACAUGGAGCAAAAGAUUCAAGAACUGGAAGACGCUGAUGUCAGAAACUGGUCUGAACAACUGUCUCCGGCAGCUGAGCGAGAACGGAUUCUGAAACAGACUAAAAUGCAAACAGAACUGAACUGGCAGCAGCUCUGUGAGAAUGCUGAAUGUAAUUGGUAUCAGAAAUCAGAGGAUCUAGCACACAGCCUGUCUUCAUCAAGAGAGGAGGUCCUACUAGAUGUUUUUUUCCUGAAGAUUGUGCUGGAAUUUCAAGUGACCAGGAAAUAUGUUUUCCAAUCAAUAUCCAUGUUUUCUAGAUAUUGUCGAUUGUCCAGGUGAUGGUUAUGUGUGUAUAGUCCGUACACUCCUUCCCCUUUUUUGGUUUAGCAGAGGACCUGAAGCUUCUUUAUGUUUGCUAAGAUGUAUGUUUUUUGCUGCUUUCACACACACCGCCCCCCUCCCCGGAAAUUUUGUUCCCAUUUCUUUUCAGGGAGAUGGUGACUGGACAGCGAUCCGGAGACAAAAGACGCGAACUCGGCAUACCGUUGUAACGGCUCUGGGGGAGUGUGGGGCGGUGUGGAGUGAGCAGAGUCAUUUUGGCAAUUCCUUCGCCUUGGACCUCUCCUGCGCAGAGUCUUUUCAACACUGCCGUGGAGCUCCGCCUGCCGCCGGUUCUGAGUCUGUUGCUUUUAAGAGAGAAAGGGAGUCCCGGCUGCUCCAUUGACUGGCACUUCGCCGGCUGCCAGCGCCGAGAGAGACCAGCACAGUGCAGGCGGGUGCCGGGAAGUCAUUCCCUCUCCCGCAGCUGGAGCAGCGGGUCCGCAGCUCUUCUCUGUGCGGCGGCGCGACAGCACGGUGAAGCCCUGCCGCCCUUCCCGGCGUGUACAGGCUGCCCUCAGCGAUGCCGAAGACCGAUCACCGCUCGCGUGGGUGCCUGAGGGAGUCAAUCCUUCUUCCCCCUCUCUCCUCCGAGCUGCCAUCACCAGCAGGGAGGGCCCGACCUGGCAGGAGCCAUUGCUGCCCCUCCCCUCCGCACGGGCCUGCAGCGCCCCUUGUCGGUUGUCGCCGUAACUACACCAAAGGGGAAAUGCUUGACGGGAGGGGAAGGCGCUGCUGGGUUCUCUUCUCGUCGCUGUUUGUUGCUUGUUGUUGUUUGUGUGCUGUUAUAUAGGUGCAUGUAGUCUAGUAAGGGACUGUUAUUCCUUUUUCUAUAUCUUUGCCUGGAAGCCCCGUAAUUUCGAAGUCAUAAUAACUCGGAGGGGGGAGGUGAUCUUUCUGUUCCAGGGACAUUCCCAUCUUCCUUUGGAAAUAUCUGUCUUUUAAAGCAGAACAAUGCUAUUGUCAACAGAGGAUGUCCAAUGACACUUUCAAGAAUUUGACAGGUCAGAAAGGGGACUGCUGUUACUGCUGUUGAGCUCAUAAAUUACUUAGGGAGAGGCACUACCUGCACAUGGAAGAGAGAUAAACCACACCUGCAAAAAAACAGUUAUAAAACAGAGCCAGCUCUGGUGCCAUGGUCCUCUCCAUGUGAGCCUCGUUCUAUGAUGUUCUCAGUACAGUACUUCUUUCCUGGCAAAUCUUCAAUAAACAAAUACAUUUCUUCUUAUUCUAUGGUACUUUUCUUCCACAUAUGUUCAUGGGUUGGAACUAUUAGGAUCUGUGUGUGUGGUGGUGUGGAGAGAAUAUGUGUCGCUUAUUAAUGAAGGGUUCUUUUUGUCUUGUAUUCUUAUUUUCUAGAUAUUUCCGUAUGAUGAUGAAAGUUCUCUAUGUAAAGAUAUCCCUUAUUUGGAAAUAAAAAAGCUGCAGGAACAGAAUGCCAGCCUUCGGGUUGCUAUUGCACAAAUGAGGAAAGAAAUGGAGAGUCUUGAUGAGCAGAUGUUUUCUUCUCUUACUCUAACAGAAGACAGACAGCUUGCAGAGCAAGAUUCAUUGAGCACAAACAAAACUUCAACUGGAACCACACUGAGCAACAUCAAAGUCAGUUCAACUAAGUCAGAUUGUAUAGUAAACCCAGACACAGAAGAGGGGCCAGAACCCAAAGUUUUUGAAGAAAACAUGGUAGAUUUUGGGCAACAGCUAUCUGAUGUAGGCACUGGUGUUGGUUGUCAGUAUAGUGUCAAAUGUACUCUACGAGGACUGCAAAAUAAACUCAAGGGAGCAGCAAGAAAAAUCUCAAUUCUGAGCCAAGAAAAGUGGCAGCUGAUGGAAAUGGGAAACAGUCUCAGGGCAGAACCUGGAAUGGUGUUAAAAGAAGGACUCUGGCAUCCUGUUAGCUCUAAACACUGCACAGUUUGUAUUGGCUCCAGUAGUCUUCUUCCAAGAGAACUUGUCAGAAGAACACAGUGUCAACUAUCAGUUCUAAAGCAUCUACAGCACAGACUCUCAACUCAGGAGUUGCAGUGUGCAGGGCAACAGCGUCCUUCAAGGCUCUCUUCUCUUACUGCCUACCCUAGCUUAAAGGAAGAAGAAGCUCCAAGCAGCUGUGGGGAAGAAAGAGAAUUACCUUCUGCUGAGUGGAGUUUGAAGUUGUACAUUCAAUUGAGCAAUCUGAAGAAUCUCGGCAAAUUGUCAAAGCCAAGGAUAAAAUUGAAACAUCAGCUGAAGAUUUGACAGUCAGAGGAACAAGGCUGGAAGUUCAGCAGAAAUUAAAAUCCAGGAGUUUAUCUUGUGCUCACCUAUUAAAACCAAAAAUCUCUUCUAGCAUGGCAAAAAUCCGCAAUUAUAA